ACCACUUAUGCCAAUCCUCAACCUCGCCUUUCCUCCAAACGACGUCCACUGUCUCUGAUCGAGCCAUCCAACGUCUCGACCGCUCCUUCGUUUUUUUCUCUUCUCUUCCAGGCUACCUAAUGACCACUUGUUGAUUCCGAUUGCGACAUCAAACACAUCUGCUACUGCGAAAGCAUCAAAGGGUGACCGCGGGACAGGCUACAAUUUAUCCAAGUUCUGCUGUCCUUUUGUUUAGCCGCUCCUUCUCGGAGACAUAUCCACCUGGUCACUUAUUUCAACAUCCUUAAUUCGCGAUGGAUCUAUCUUCGAACGGUUCAGCUGGCUCGCCGCCUCCCUCGGCUCCCCAAGCUACCAGCCCAACUAUGGGGAAUGACGCAAGGAACAUCGUCCGACGAAAGCUUACCGGUUAUGUGGGCUUUGCGAACCUGCCGAACCAAUGGCACCGUAAGAGUGUUCGCAAGGGCUUCAACUUCAACGUUAUGGUCGUUGGUGAAUCUGGUCUCGGAAAGUCUACACUGGUCAACACUCUUUUCAACACUUCCCUGUACCCACCCAAGGAGCAAAAGGGCCCCAGCCUCGACAUCAUUCCCAAGACUGUCACCAUCCAGUCAAUCAGCGCCGAUAUCGAGGAGGCCGGAGUCCGUCUACGUCUGACUGUCGUUGAUACCCCCGGUUUCGGUGACUUUGUGAACAACGAUGAGUCGUGGCGACCAAUCACCGACAACAUUGAGCAGCGUUUUGAUGCCUACCUGGAUGCCGAGAACAAGGUCAACCGUGUCAACAUUGUGGACAACCGCAUCCAUGCUUGCGUCUUCUUCAUUCAGCCCACAGGUCACUCGCUUAAGCCUUUGGAUAUUGAGGUUAUGAAGCGACUCCACACCAAGGUCAACUUGAUCCCGGUCAUUGCAAAGUCGGACACCUUGACCGACGAGGAGAUAUUUGCUUUUAAGCAGAGGAUCUUGGCCGAUAUCAAGCACCACAAGGUUCAAAUCUUCGAGGGCCCUCGUUACGAGCUCGAUGAUGAGGAGACCAUUGCCGAGAACAACGAGAUCAUGUCAAAAGUUCCUUUCGCUGUCGUCGGUGCGACUAAUGAGAUCACUAAUGCUGAUGGGAGGAAGGUCCGUGGUCGUCGUUACCCAUGGGGUGUCAUCGAGGUGGACAACGAAGAGCACUGUGACUUUGUCAAGCUGCGCCAGAUGCUCAUCCGGACGCACAUGGAGGAGCUCAAGGAGCACACAAACAACAUCCUCUACGAGAACUACCGCACAGACAAGCUCAUCCAGAUGGGUGUCUCGCAAGAUCCUAGUGUGUUCAAGGAGGUCAACCCGGCUGUCAAGCAGGAGGAGGAGAGGACCCUCCACGAGCAGAAGCUCGCCAAGAUGGAGGCUGAGAUGAAGCUCGUCUUCCAGCAAAAGGUUGCGGAGAAGGAGUCUAAACUGAAGCAAAGUGAAGAGGAGCUUUACACCCGCCACCGGGAAAUGAAGGAGCAGCUGGAUCGUCAGCGUGCAGAGUUGGAGGAGAAAAAGGCACGUGUCGAAAGCGGCCGGCCGCUGGAGAAGGAGCCCAAGAGGAAGGGCUUCUCACUCCGUUAAAUUGGCGGAAAGAUUGCCUGCUUCCUCUGCCACGAACUUUGCCCCCCCGUCUCCUCUGUACUCAUGAUGUCUCCACAAUACCACUCACAAGCCCGACGCUUCUUUCCUUGUUUUUGUUCACACUUCUUUUUUCUUCGGUUCUCCCACUUUUAAUCACACUUGUUUAUUUGUCAAUCAAAAUACCCUCCAUAAGAACGGAAAGACUUGGGCGUUUUCUCAGCGCGGGAUGGGGAAUGGAAGUGACGGAAAAGCACCCCAGCUUCACAGCACCACACAAAAAAAAAACAAAAAAACAAAGAAGAUGAGACUGUCAAAUCAUGAUGGGCUUCCCAAGAGGCCGUUUUGGGGGCGGAUGCUGAUGGUUUGAUGCUCGUUCGGUUGGUCGGUCUUGAACACUUCUGGUCGAUAUAUUGUUGGGUUCGAUGUUUUGACAGAUUCUCCUUUCUCUUUUCCUUCGUACCGGCGCGCACGUCCUGCAUGCAUCAAUGCUGCAUUUUGAGUUUUAGUGUUUGCCUAGUAUUUGAUUUGCCUCCAACUUGAGGUAACUGGCAUGACAGGAGCUGUGUGUUCUUAAUUAAGGUUUCAUCUCAUUGUCCAUGUUCUCAAACUCAGAAACCGAAGGGUAUAGUUAUACAUUCAUCGUCAAUGCCUUAGAGGGCUUUUGCCACGACGG
Messenger RNA from Pyricularia grisea, 2265 nucleotides. RefSeq lists its product as uncharacterized. Lineage: Eukaryota; Fungi; Ascomycota; Sordariomycetes; Magnaporthales; Pyriculariaceae. Gene Ontology annotation, molecular function: GTPase activity; molecular adaptor activity; GTP binding. Gene Ontology annotation, cellular component: septin complex; septin ring; microtubule cytoskeleton. Bases 294 to 1592 code for a protein of 432 amino acids. The record is from RefSeq and is a predicted model, not a curated record. Gene Ontology annotation, biological process: cytoskeleton-dependent cytokinesis. The transcript has 6 exons.